UCAUGGGAUUUCAAGAUGGCGUCGAGCGGAGGAGAAGGGGAACCCGAGUGGACAGCGGCGGUCAGGCCGCUUUUAUCGGCUUCUUACACCGCUUUUGAGACCAAGGAGCUCCCUCAGCUUAUCGGGUCUAUAAUCAACAGUGAAUCAGACAUUCUUCACCACGAUAAGCAGUAUGAGCCUUUCUACUCAUCAUUUGUGGCACUUUCUGCACAUUAUGUCACUACAGUAUGUGGACAAAUACCAAGGAAUCAGCUCUUGUCAGUUGCUGCAGCAUGCAAAGUAUUGAUUGAAUUCUCACUGCUGCGUCUAGAGAACCCGGAUGAGGCAUGUGCAGUGUCACAGAAACACCUGAUUCUUCUUAUAAAAGGGCUUUGCACUGGCUGCAGCAGACUAGACCGCACGGAAAUCAUCACUUUCACCGCUAUGAUGAAGUCCGCUAAGCUGCCUCAAACCGUUAAGACCCUUUCAGAUGUGGAAGAUCAGAAGGAGUUACCCACCGCUGUGAACCCAGAACUUCGACAAAAGGAAGUGCAGAUGAACUUUUUUAAUCAGCUGACUUCAGUUUUCAACCCUGACCUUACAACCAUCUUGGCCUCCCCAUCAGCACAUAUGCAGGCUGAGAGUGACUGCGAUGACCAAACAACAGAUCAGGCUGUUCAGGUCAAAAUGAAAAAUGCCUUUGUUUCGCAGAAUGUGUCAAGCUUACAGGAACUUGGUGGGUCUGAGAAGUUGCUACGAGUGUGUCUUAACUUGCCCUACUUCCUGCGCUACAUCAACCGUUUCCAGGAUGCAGUGUCAGCCAAUUCCUUCUUCAUCAUGCCUGCAACUGUGGCUGAUGCCACUGCUGUCCGCAAUGGAUUUCAUUCAUUGGUAAUAGAUGUAACCAUGGCUUUGGACACACUUUCCCUACCUGUGCUGGAACCUUUGACACCAGGGAGGUUACUGGAUAUGACUGUGCUGGCUUUGAGCUGUCUCUAUGCUGGAGUGAGUGUGGCAACGUGCAUGGCCAUUCUGCAGGUGGGCAGCGGCUUACAGCUCCGUUCUGCUUCUACUGGGACUAAAGAGGAAGACUAUGAAAAUGACGCAGCUACUAUUGUGCAGAAAUGUCUUGAGAUCUAUGAAAUGAUUGGACAAGCUAUCAGUAACUCCCGCCGAGCUGGAGGAGAGCAUUAUCAGAACUUCCAGCUGCUUGGAGCCUGGUGCCUUUUGAACAGUUUAUACUUAAUCCUUAAUCUGAGCCCCACUGCACUGGCAGAUAAAGGAAAAGAAAAAGACCCUCUGGCUGCCCUGCGAGUCCGAGACAUCGCUGCUCGCACCAAGGAUGGAGCAGGAUCACCAAAACUUGGUCCUGGCAAAGGACACCAAGGGUUUGGAGUCUUAUCUGUAAUCCUCGCCAAUCACGCCAUCAAACUUCUGACUUCACUAUUUCAGGAUCUUCAAGUUGAGGCCUUGCACAGGAGCUGGGCAAGUGAUGGGCCACCAGCAGAGCUCAACAUCAUGGCCCAGAGUACCUCCAUCCAGAGGGUCCAAAGGCUGAUCGACUCUGUGCCACUGACCAAUUUACUCUUCACUCUCCUCUCCACUUCUUACAAAAAGGCUUGUGUGCUGCAGCGCCAGCGGAAGGGCUCAGUGAGCAGUGAUGCCAGCGCCUCCACAGAUUCAAACACAUACUAUGAGGAUGAUUUCAGUAGUACAGAGGAGGACAGCAGUCAAGAUGACGACAGUGAACCAAUCUUGGGGCUUUGGUUUGAAGAGACAAUUUCUCCCACCAAAGACAAAGUGGCACCUCCACCUCCUCCACCACCCCCACCACUGGAGACCUCACCAAGACUGAAGAGCCCCAGCAAACAGAAUACAAGUGAAAAUGGCAACAUUUUAGCUGGUCGCAAAGACCCAGAGCUGUUCCUCAGUUUGGCCUCCAGUAUCCUGAACUUCAUCACCACCUCCAUGCUGAAGUCAAGGAACAACUUCAUCCGCAACUACCUGAGCGUGUCUCUGACAGAGCAGCACAUGGCAACACUAGCCAGCAUCAUUAAAGACGUGGACAAAGAUGUUAAAGGCUCCUCAGAUGAAGUGUUUUCUUUAGCUCUGUAUCACUUUAAUCACACCUUGGUAACAUCAGAUCUUCCAUCUCCAGCUCUGCAGAGCACCCUCCUGCAGCAGUUAGGUGUUGCACCAUUUUCAGAGGGUCCCUGGCCACUCUACAUCCACCCUCAGUCCUUGUCAGUUCUUUCAAGACUUCUUCUCAUAUGGCAACACAAAGCCAGUGUUUUAGGAGAUCCAGAUGUGCACGAGUGUAUGAAAGUCUGGGAAAGAUUCCUGGGAACAUUGAAGCAACAUACUAACCAGGCAUCUGUCCAUGGUGAAGAUGACCUCAAUGUUGAGCACCUUCAACUCUUACUGCUUCUCUUUCACAAUCUGUCUGAGCGUGGGAGACGGUCGGUCCUCACUUUGGUCACCCAGGCCAUUGUUGAAGUGGCGCAGAGUCGAGACUCCCAUCUGAAGAAUGUGCCCCUCAACUUGGCUCGCCUGCUGUUGGUUUUUGACUAUCUACUGCGCCACUACUCCAAGACCCCCUUGUACCUUUUUGAACAGGUGCAGUAUAACCUGCUCACUCCGCCAUCCACUGGGUCCAGUUCUGUUCAGGAAGGUGUCAAGCGCAGCAGCUUCCCAAUUUACUACGGCUUCAAGGAGGUGGAGGAGAACUGGGCAAAACACUGUUCAGCAGAUUCAAAUAUCCAACCUAGAUUUUACUGUGUUUUGUCCCCGGAGGCGUCUGAAGAUGACAUCAGUCGACUGGACAGCAAGGUCUUUCCGAAGCUGUUUAAUGGUGCGGUGAAGUACGAUGAACUGUAUGCGUGGCUCGUCUCACUGCUGGCAGCAGGUUCUCAGUUUGACACAGCGAGAAGACAGGAGAAUAAGUCCAUCACGCCUAUCGAGGCCUGCUCCCUUCAGUACUACUUUCUGGUGCUGUGGAGGAUUAUGGGGGUUCUACCACCCUCAAAAGCUUACAUGGAGCAGUUGAAGAGUGGCUGCAGUGAUCCCAGUGAGAGCGACAUUCUGCACACUUUGCGGUGGUCCUCACGUCUUCGAGUUUCUACCUAUGUCAAUUGGAUCAAGGAGUACCUGGUUAAGCAAGGAAUGAAAGCAGACCAAGCAGCCUGUCUGGUGGAGAUGACUGCUGCUAAGUGCAGCACUGUGAAAUAUGAUGUGGAGCUUGCGGAAGAGUACAUUGCCAGACAGAUCUCAACUUUCUCUGGUGUCGACCCGAGCACCAUCCUUCCACUGAAUCAGCUGCCCUCGCUGCAAGCCAUCUAUACACUAGAUGCAGUCAUCUCUAAAGUGCAAGUUUCUCUAGAUGAGCAUUUGUCAAAGGUUGCAAUUGAGACUGAUGCACUUAAGUCAUCAGAGAUCACCAAGAACCUGCUGCCUGCUACUUUGCAACUCAUUGACAUCUAUACUGCCUUCACAAGGUCUUACCUGCUGAUGAACAUCCCUGAGGAAGGGGAGAACAAACUGACUGAUGCUAAGCUCCAAGGUUAUGCAGCAGUUCUGUCCAUUGGUUCCACACGCUGCAAAGCCAACACUCUAGGCCACAGUAUAAUGCAGAACUUGCCAUCAACUGUACAGACAACAUGUGAGACUUGGAACGGCAUCCACACCAAUGAAUUUCCCAAUGUUGGCUCAUGGAGAAAUGCAUUUGCGAAUGACACCAUUCCAUCAGAGAGCUAUAUCGGAGCGAUCCAAGCAGCUCACCUGGGCACGCUAAGCUGCCAGUCGCUGCCUCUGGCUUCUUCCCUUAAGCACAUUCUUCUUUCUUUGGUUCGUCUUACUGGUGACCUCAUUGUCACAGAAGAGCUGAAUCCCAUUCAGGUUGUUCGGACUCUGCUGCCUCUGCUUCUGGAGAGCAGCACAGAAAGUGUGGCUGAGAUUAGCAGCACCUCUCUGGAGCGCAUCCUUGGACCCUCAGAGUCUGAGGCCUUCCUGUCUUGCUUCUAUGAGCGUUUGGUGACUGGAUGUUAUAACAUCAUUGCCAAUCACUCAGACCCCAACAGUGGUUUGGAUGAGCCCAUCCUUGAGGAAUGCCUUCAGUAUCUUGAAAAACAACUUGAGAGCAGUCACGUCCGCAAGGCCAUGGAGGAUUUCUUUUCAGUCAGUGGUGAGCUUGUCCAAAUCAUGAUGGCGACAGCAAAUGAAAACCUCUCUGCCAAGUUCUGCAACAGAGUUUUGAAAUUCUUCACCAAACUUUUCCAGCUCACUGAGAAGAGUCCAAACCCCAGCUUGUUGUGUUUGUGUGGCUCGCUGGCCCAGCUGGCCUGUGUUGAGCCGCCUCGCCUGCAGUCCUGGCUGACACGCAUGACGGCCACGGCUCCUAAGGAUUCAGAGCAGCUGGACAUAGUGCAAGAAAACCGGCAGCUCUUGCAACUUCUCACCACUCAUAUUGUGCGUGACAAUAGCCAGGUGGGCGAAGGAGUGUGCACAGUCCUCCUGAGCACGCUCAUCCCCAUGGCAACAGACAUGCUGACCAAUGGCGACGGGACUGGCUUUCCUGAGCUAAUGAUCAUUAUGGCUACACUUGCCAGCGCUGGACAAGGGGCCGGACACUUACAGCUGCACCGGGCAGCUAUUGACUGGCUGACUAGGUGCAAGAAGUAUUUGACACAGAAGAAUGUUGUGGAAAAAGUGAGCGCAAACCUGUCUCAAGGAAAGCACGCCAGCAUGCUCGAAUGCUCGUGCCACAUCAUCUCAUACCUGGCAGAUGUAACGAACGCUUUGAGACAGAGCAGCGGCCAAGGCGUCUCAGCCGUGCUGAUGGAUGGAGAAGAGAAAGCCAUGGAGGUGGACUCGGACUGGGUGGAGGAACUUGCAGUGGAGGAAGAUGAUUCCCAGGCUGAGGACUCUGAUGAAGACUCGCUUUGUAAUAAACUCUGCACUUUCACCAUCACCCAGAAGGAAUUCAUGAACCAGCACUGGUACCACUGUCACACCUGUAAGAUGGUGGACGGGGUAGGUGUGUGCACUGUGUGCGCCAAGGUCUGUCACAAAGACCAUGAGAUCUCCUAUGCCAAAUAUGGCUCUUUCUUCUGUGACUGCGGUGCCAAGGAGGAUGGCAGCUGCCAGGCUUUGGUGAAACGCAGCCCCAGCAGCAACAUGGGCUCCACUCUCAAAGAGUCAUCUGCAUUCCAGAGUGAACUGCGUAUGCCCGAGAGCGCCAUCCGCCAACAGAACGCCUCGCCCUCCGACAAGGGCAAGGUCACAAUCUGUGAUGGCAAACCAGGUGACGAGGACAAACCCAAGAAGAGUAGCGUGUGCAAGAGCAUCGAAGGCUGCCAGGAAGAGCUGCUGGCGCAAGUGACUGCUUCGUCCACUGCUGUGGUCAUACUGGAGAUGCUGAUGUUCCUGAUGGAUGCCAUCCAAACAAACUUUCAGCAGGCAUCCGUUGUGGGAAGCAGCAGUCGGGCUCAGCGGGCCCUCAACGAGCUGCAUACUCAGGACAAGGCCGUGGAGAUGACGGACCAGCUAAUGGUUCCCACUCUGGGCUCUCAGGAAGGAGCUUUUGAGAAUGUGCGGAUGAACUACAGCGGUGACCAGGGCCAAACGAUCCGCCAGCUCAUCAGUGCACAUGUUCUGCGGCGCGUGGCCAUGUGUGUACUGUCUUCACCCCACGGCCGCCGCCAGCACCUUGCAGUCAGCCAUGAAAAGGGAAAGAUAACAGUUCUGCAGCUGUCCACUCUGCUGAAGCAGGCUGACUCCAGUAAGAGGAAGCUGACGCUGACCCGCCUGGCCUCUGCUCCCGUCCCCUUCACCGUGCUCAGCCUCACAGGAAAUCCAUGUAACGAAGACUAUCUGGCUGUGUGUGGCCUCAAGGACUGUCAUGUACUUACUUUCAGCAGUACUGGCUCCGUAUCAGACCACCUGGUUUUACACCCACAGCUGGCUACAGGCAACUUUAUCAUCAAAGCCAUCUGGCUGCCAGGCUCACAGACUGAACUUGCCAUCAUCACUGCUGACUUUGUCAAGAUUUAUGACUUGUCAGUGGAUGCUCUCAGCCCUAUGUACUACUUCCUUCUCCCAAGUUCCAAAAUCCGUGACGCUACAUUCCUUUUCAGCGAAGAGGGGAAGAACAUCAUCGUCAUCAUGUCCUCGGCAGGUUACAUGUACACCCAGGUCAUGGAUGAAUCCAGCAGCGCCCAACACGGCCCCUUCUAUGUCACUAAUGUACUGGAGGUAACCCACGAUGACCUCAAGGACAGCAACGGGCAGGUCGCUGGAGGAGGUGUGUCUGUGUAUUACUCCCACGUGCUCCAGAUGCUUUUCUUCAGCUACAGCCAGGGGAAGUCCUUUUCCGCCACCGUGAGCCGCAGCACCACUGACAUCCAGCAACUAUUCCCCAUCAAUAUCAAAGGAUCUAAUGGCAGCAGCAAUAAAGUCUCACCUGCUCUGUGCCAGUGGUCUGAAGUGAUGAACCACCCGGGCCUGGUGUGCUGUGUGCAGCAGACAACAGGCAUACCGCUGGUCAUCAUGGUGAAACCGGAUACUUUCCUCAUUCAAGAGAUUAAAACUCUGCCAGCCAAAGCUAAGAUUCAGGACAUGGUGGCUAUCCGACAUACUGCCAGCAACGAGCAGCAGCGCACAACCAUGAUUCUGCUGUGUGAGGACGGUAGCUUGCGCAUCUACAUGGCUAAUGUGGACAACACGUCGUACUGGCUGCAGCCAUCGCUCCAGCCCAGCUGUGGCAUCAGCAUCAUGAAGCCAGUGCGCAAACGCAAAGCUCCUACUACCACCACUCGGACCUCCAGUCAGGUGACUUUCCCAGUUGACUUCUUUGAACACAACCAGCAGCUGACGGAGGUGGAGUUUGGUGGCAACGACUUGCUGCAGGUCUACAACGGACAGCAGAUCAAACACAGGCUGAACUCCACCGGGAUGUAUGUGGCCAACACAAAGCCUGGGGGAUUCACAGUGGAAGCUGUUAACAAUAACAGUUCCAUGGUGAUGACGGGCAUGCGGGUGCAGGUGGGCACUCAGGCCAUCGAGCGAGCUCCUUCCUAUGUGGAGGUGUUUGGCCGCACCAUGCAGAUAAACCUGACCCGAGCCAGAUGGUUUGACUUCCCCUUCACCAGAGAGGAAGCUCUGCAGGCUGACAAGAAGCUGUCCAUAUUCAUUGGUGCAUCUGUUGACCCGGCGGGAGUCACCAUGCUUGAUUCCAUCAAGAUCUACGGCAAAACCAAAGAGCAGUUCGGCUGGCCAGAAGAUCCGCCAGAAGACUUUUCAUCAGCCUCAGUGAACAACGUCUGCAGCCCCAAUCUCAACCAGACCAAUGGCACGUCUGAUGGGGACAUAGCCACGCCCACCACCAUCAGUGGCACCGUGCUGGAGAGGUUGGUGGUCAGCUCUCUGGAAGCUUUGGAGAGCUGCUUUGCUGUUGGCUCGUCCAUUGAAAAGGAGAAAAACAAGACUGCUGCGCUGGAGUUGGCCACUCUGCUUUUGUCCAUGCCAACUCCCACAGGAGUGCAGCUGCAGACCAAAGGACUUCUUGCCAGCCUUCACACCAGCCGCACUGCCUACCACAACCACAAGGACCAGUCCCUGCUCAGUAACGCAGUCCAGUGUUUGAACACCUGCAUGCUGGAAGGAAGAGAGCUGGAUCCUGAUGUUUUCCAGAGGCUUGUGAUCACUGCUCGCUCCAUCGCCAUCAUGAGACCCAACAAUUUGGUCCACUACACUGAGACCAAGUCACCACACCAUGAUUCUGAAAUAACAGAGGAUGGACAAAAACAUGUGGAUAGCGAAAGCUGUAAUUUUAUUACCCAUCUAAUGAAUAAUUUCUGGAAACUUCAUGCCCUGAAGCCAAAGAAUGCUUUUCUGGCUCCUGCUUGCCUGCCUGGACUGACUCAUGUGGAAGCAACAGUGAAUGCCUUGGUGGACAUCAUCAAUGCAUACUGCACAUGUGAACUGGACUACAUCAAUGUAGCCUCCAAAAUCUACAUGCAGAUGUUGUUGUGCCCUGAUACCUCUGUGAGCUUUGCUUGUAAGCAGGCACUUAUCAGGGUGCUCCGGCCACGAAACAAACGCCGACAUGUGACCCUCCCCUCCCCGCCACGCUCCAACACACCCAUGGGAGAUAAAGAUGAUGACGACGACGACGAUGCCGAUGACAAAAUACAGUCAUCAGUGCUGACUGGAGGUGACGAGGGGAGACAGGAGAGUCAGGAGCAGAAUGAAGUGGACCACGGCGACUUUGAGAUGGUGUCGGAGUCCAUGGUCUUGGAGACUUCAGAGAAUGUCAAUAAUGGUAAUCCGUCUCCUCUGGAGGCUCUUCUUGCUGGAGCCGAGGGUUUCCCCCCCAUGCUGGACAUCCCUCCUGAUGCAGAUGACGAAACGAUGGUCGAACUCGCCAUUGCGCUCAGCCUUCAACAAGAUCAACAAGGCAGCAGCAGCAGUGCUCUCGGCCUCCAGAGUCUUGGCCUGUCUGGUCAGGCUCCAAGCUCCUCCUCGCUUGAUGCUGGUACGCUUUCAGACACCACUGCAUCAGCCCCAGCGUCAGAUGAUGAAGGCAGCACAGCUGCUACUGAUGGCUCCACGCUGCGGACCUCCCCGGCUGAGCACGGCGGCAGUGUGGGCUCAGAGAGUGGAGGUUCUGCUGUCGACUCUGUAGCAGGAGAGCACAGCGCGUCAGGGCGUAGCAGUGCCUACGGUGACACAGCAGUGGAGGGCCACCCUGCAGGUCCAGGCAGUGUGAGCUCCAGCACCGGGGCCAUCAGCACCACCACGGCCCAGCAGGAAGGAGAAGGCUCAGAGGGUGAAGGCGAAACUGAAGGAGACAUCCACACAAGCAACAGGUUGCACAUGGUUCGUCUCAUGCUUCUGGAGCGCCUGCUUCAGCAUCUUCGACAGCUUCACAACGUAGGAGGAGUACAAGCCAUCCCGUACAUGCAAGUUAUUCUCAUGUUGACCUCUGACCUGGACGGGGAGGAUGAAAAGGACAAGGGCGCCUUGGAUGACUUGCUUGCACAGCUUAUUGCAGAACUUGACAUGCACAAAAAGGAUGUUUCCAAGAAGAAUGAGCGGAGUUCCAUCAAUGAGGUGCACCUGGUGAUUAUGCGACUGCUCAGUGUGUUCAUGUCUCGUACAAAGUCUGGUUCCAAAUCUUCUUCUGAGUCGUCCUCACUGAUUUCCAACGCCACAGCGACGGCCUUACUCAGCUUGAGUGCUGUUGACUACUGUCUCCAUGUGCUCAAGUCCCUCCUGGAGUUUUGGAAGAGCCAACAGGGUGAAGAAGAGCCUGUCACCACCAGCCAGCUCUUGCGCCCACACACAGCCUCCUCGCCUCCAGACAUGAGCCCUUUCUUCCUGCGCCAAUAUGUCAAGGGCCAUGCUGCUGACGUGUUUGAAGCCUACUCUCAGUUGCUGACUGAAAUGGUGCUCAGGCUGCCGUAUCAGAUCAAGAAGAUUGCGGACACCAACCCACGGAUCCCGCCUCCAGUCUUUGACCACUCCUGGUUCUACUAUCUUUCUGAAUACCUGAUGAUCCAGCAGACACCGUUUGUAAGGAGGCAAGUCAGAAAGUUGUUGCUCUUUAUCUGUGGUUCCAAAGAAAAAUACCGCCAGCUGCGGGAUCUGCACACUCUUGACUCUCAUGUGCGCAGCAUCAAGAAGCUCCUGGAGGAGCAGGGCAUCUUCCUGCGAGCUGGCGUGGUAACAGCCACGUCUGGCUCCGCCCUGCAGUAUGACACCUUGAUAAGUUUGAUGGAGCACUUGAAAGCUUGUGCUGAAAUAGCCUCUCAGAGGACAAUUAACUGGCAGAAAUUCUGCAUGAAGGAUGACUCUGUGUUGUACUUCCUACUCCAGGUUAGCUUCCUUGUGGAUGAGGGUGUCUGUCCGGUACUGCUGCAGCUGCUCUCUUGUGCACUGUGUGGUAGUAAAGUUAUGGCCAACUCGGCUUUCUCGACCUCAGGAGGAGGCUCUGGUAGCGCUGGACAGACCGGAGCUUCUCAGUCUUCUCAGAGCAAGUCUUCCAGUAAGAAGAGCAAGAAAGAAGACAAGGAGAAAGACAAGGAGGGUGAUGGAGUUGGCAGUCAAGAGGAUCAGCUGUGCAUGGCUCUGGUCAGUCAGCUUAACAAGUUUGCAGACAAGGAGACGCUCAUCCAGUUCUUGCGCUGUUUCCUACUUGAGUCAAACUCAUCAGCCGUGCGCUGGCAAGCCCACUGCUUGGCCUUACAUAUAUACAGGAACUCCAGUAAAUCCCAGCAGGAGCUGCUUCUGGAGCUAACCUGGGCCAUCUGGCCUGAACUUCCUGCUUACGGCCGUAAAGCAGCCCAGUUUGUCGACCUGCUUGGAUACUUCUCACUCAAGACCCCUCAGACAGAGAGAAAGCUAAAGGAGUAUUCCCAAAAGGCUGUGGAAAUUCUGAGAGCGCAGAACCACAUCCUGACAAAUCACCCAAACUCCAACAUCUAUAACACUCUGUCAGGUUUAGUUGAGUUUGAUGGCUUUUAUUUGGAGAGUGACCCCUGUUUGGUAUGCAACAACCCAGAAGUUCCCUUCUCGAAUAUCAAACUGUCCUCUAUCAAAGUAGACACCCGCUACACCACCACACAGCAGGUGGUAAAGCUUAUUGGCAGCCACACCAUCAGUAAAGUCACAGUGAAGAUUGGCGACCUGAAACGCACCAAAAUGGUCCGCACCAUCAACCUUUACUACAACAACCGGACGGUACAGGCCAUCGUGGAGCUGAAAAACAAGCCUGCUCGUUGGCACAAAGCGAAAAAAGUUCAGCUCACUCCAGGGCAAACUGAGGUCAAGAUUGACCUCCCUCUACCCAUCGUUGCAUCCAACCUCAUGAUCGAGUUCUCAGAUUUUUACGAGAACUACCAGGCCUCUACUGAAACGCUGCAGUGUCCGCGCUGCAGCGCAUCUGUGCCAGCCAACCCUGGAGUGUGUGGCAACUGUGGCGAGAAUGUGUAUCAGUGCCACAAGUGCAGGUCUAUAAAUUACGAUGAGAAAGACCCUUUCCUGUGCAACGCCUGUGGCUUCUGCAAAUAUGCCCGCUUUGACUUCAUGCUGUAUGCUAAACCAUGCUGUGCUGUGGAUCCUAUUGAGAAUGAGGAAGACAGAAAAAAAGCUGUGACCAAUAUCAAUAACCUUCUGGACAAAGCAGACAGAGUCUACCACCAGCUGAUGGGCCACCGACCCCAGUUAGAGAGCCUCCUGUCAAAAGUCAACGAGGCAGCUCCAGAAAAGCCUCAGGAUGACACUGGAGCAGGAGCUGGACUUGGCACAUCCUCUGCCAAUGUGAACAGGUACAUUCAACAGCUGGCUCAAGAAUACAGUGGUGACUGCAAGACCUCAUUUGAUGAACUGUCCAAGAUUAUUCAGAAAGUGCUUGCAUCCCGUAAAGAGCUUCUGGAGUAUGAUCUCCAACAGCGAGAGGCUGCCACCAAGUCCUCACGCAACAGCAACAGCCACCAGCCCACCAUCACCGCCAGUCAGUACCGCGCCCUGUCAGCUGGCUGUGGCCACACGUCCUCCACCAAAUGCUACGGCUGUGCCUCGGCGGUCACGGGUCACUGUAUCACAUUGCUCCGUGCGCUGGCCACUAAUCCAGCCCUCCGGCAGAUCCUGGUCCUCCAGGGGCUCAUCCGUGAGCUGUUUGAGUAUAAUUUACGGCGUGGUACGGCUGCCAUGAGGGAGGAGGUUCGCCAGCUUAUUUGUCUCCUCACCAGAGAUCAUCCAGAGGCCACCCAGCAGAUGAAUGACCUCAUCAUCGCCAAAGUCUCAGCUGCCCUCAAAGGUCACUGGGCCAAUCCCGAUUUGGUCAGUAACCUUCAGUAUGAGAUGCUGUUGCUAACUGAUUCCAUUUCUAAAGAAGGAGGAUGCUGGGAGUUGCGGUUACGUUGUGCCCUCAGUUUGUUCCUCAUGUCAGUGAACAUAAAGACGCCCGUUGUGGUGGAGAACAUCACCCUCAUGUGCCUGAGAAUCCUGCAAAAACUGAUUAAGCCCCCUGCUCCCACAAGCAAGAAGAACAAGGAUGCUGCUGUGGAAUCCCUCACUACAGUUAGGCCCUACAGCAACGAGAUUCAUGCUCAGACCCAACUCUGGCUCAAGAAGGACCCCAAAGCAUCAUAUGAAUCCUGGAAAAAGUGUCUCCCAGCCAGAUGUCAGGAAACUGUCUCCAAGCCUCAGAACAAGGCAGAGUUGCGCAGACAAUACCUCCUGGAGAAAUACACGUGGAAGUGGAAACAGUUCAUGAGGUCCAGAAAAGGUGAAGGUCUUUACCCUCGUCUACUCAAACUGAGCCACAACAACUGGCUACGGCAGGUCCUUUUCACACCGGCCACACAAGCAGCCAGACAGGCAGCUUGUACUAUUGUAGAAGCUCUAACCACAAUCCCCAGCCGCAAGCAGCAGGUCCUGGAUCUGCUCACCAGUUAUCUGGACGAGCUGAGUGUAGCUGGAGAGUGCGCAGUGGAGUAUCUGGGUCUGUACCAAAAACUGAUCAAACCAGCACACUGGAAGGUUUACCUUGCUGCUCGUGGCGUCCUGCCCUACAUUGGUAACCUGAUCACAAAGGAAAUAGCCAAUCUGCUGGCUCUGGAAGAAGCUACUCUCAGCACAGACCUGCAGCAAGGCUACGCCCUCAAGAGCCUGACUGGAUUACUGUCUUCUUUCGUGGAGGUGGAAUCCAUUAAGCGGCACUUCAAAAGUAGGUUGGUCGGCACGGUGCUCAAUGGCUACCUCUGUUUGAGGAAGCUAGUGGUGCAGCGCACAAAGCUCAUCGACGAGACUCAGGACAUGCUGCUGGAGAUGCUGGAGGACAUGACCACAGGUACGGAGUCUGAAACCAAAGCCUUCAUGGCAGUCUGCAUAGAAACAGCAAAGCGGUACAGCCUGGAUGACUACAGGACACCUGUGUUCAUUUUUGAGCGAUUGUGCAGCAUCAUCUAUCCUGAGGAGAAUGAAGUGACAGAGUUCUUUGUGACUCUGGAAAAGGAUCCUCAACAAGAGGAUUUCCUCCAGGGUCGCAUGCCGGGAAACCCCUACAGCAGCAACGAGCCCGGGAUCGGCCCACUGAUGAGGGAUAUUAAGAACAAGAUCUGCCAAGACUGUGACCUGGUGGCACUUCUUGAAGAUGACAGUGGCAUGGAGCUUCUGGUAAACAACAAAAUCAUCAGUUUGGAUCUGUCAGUGGCAGAAGUCUACAAGAAGGUCUGGUGCCCCACAAAUGAGGGUGAACCAAUGAGAAUCAUUUAUCGCAUGAGAGGUCUACUUGGCGAUGCCACUGAGGAGUUCAUAGAGUCCUUGGAUUCGACCACAGAUGAGGAGGAGGAUGACGAGGAGGUGUACAAGAUGGCAGGAGUCAUGGCACAGUGUGGAGGACUGGAGUGCAUGCUCAACCGGCUGUCUGGAAUCAAAGACUUUAAACAAGGAAGACAUCUGCUUACUGUUCUGCUAAAAUUGUUCAGUUAUUGUGUGAAGGUGAAGGUCAACAGGCAGCAGCUGGUCAAACCAGAGAUGCACACGCUCAACGUCAUGCUGGGAACUCUCAACCUGGCUCUCGUGGCAGAACAGGAGAGUAAGGACAGUGGUGGAGCCUCCAUAGCAGAAAAGGUUUUGAGCAUCAUGGAGAUCAUUCUGGAUGAAGCCAAUGCUGAGAUUUCUGAGGACAAAGGGAACUUGCUGCUGACAGGUGAUAAGGACCAGCUGGUCAUGCUGUUGGACCAGAUCAACACCCCCUUUGUGCGCUCCAACCCCAGUGUCCUACACGGUCUGCUGCGCAUCAUCCCAUACCUGUCUUUUGGUGAAUUUGAGAAGAUGAAGAUCUUAGUGGAACGCUUCAAACCGUAUUGUAGCUUUGACAAGUAUGACGAAGAGCACAGUGCAGAUGACAAAGUCUUCCUGGAUUGCUUCUGCAAAAUUGCAGCUGGGAUCAAAAAUAACAGCAACGGCCAUCAACUGAAAGAUCUUAUCCUCCAGAAGGGAAUCACGCAGAGUGCACUCGGCUACAUGAAGAAGCAUAUUCCAAAUGCAAAAAAUCUGGAUGCGGAUGUCUGGAAAAAGUUCUUGUCUCGACCUGCACUGCCCUUCAUUCUACGCUUGCUUCGUGGUUUAGCAACCCAACAUCCUCCCACACAGGUGCUGAUUGGCACAGAUUCAGUAACAAGUUUGCACAAGCUGGAGCAGGUAUCCAGUGAUGAGGGCAUUGGCACGCUGGCUGAGAACCUUUUGGAGGCACUGAGGGAGCACAGCGACGUCAAACUGAAAAUCGAGGCUGCCCGCAGGGACACCAGAGCAGAGAAGAAGCGGAUGGCUAUGGCCAUGAGACAGAAAGCUCUGGGAACACUGGGAAUGACGACCAAUGAGAAGGGUCAAGUGGUGACCAAGACGUCACUCCUUAAGCAGAUGGAGGAGCUGAUAGAAGAACCAGGCCUAACCUGCUGCAUAUGUCGAGAAGGAUACAAGUUUCAGCCAACCAAAGUCCUUGGAAUUUACACUUUCACAAAGCGUGUGGACUUGGAAGAGUUUGAAAACAAACCUCGUAAGCAGCACGGCUACAGCAGCGUGUCGCACUUUAACAUCGUCCACUACGACUGUCACUUGGCAGCUGUUCGGCUGGCCCGUGGGCGAGAGGAGUGGGACAGUGCAGUGCUCCAGAACGCCAACACCAAGUGCAAUGGACUCCUUCCUGUGUGGGGGCCGCAUGUGCCAGAAUCAGCCUUUGCAACAUGUUUAGCCAGACACAACACGUAUCUGCAGGAGUGCACAGGCCAGCGGGAGCCCACGUACCAACUCAACAUCCAUGACACCAAACUGUUGUUUCUCCGCUUUGCUACCGAACAGUCCUUCAGUGUGGACACAGGAGGAGGAGGCCGAGAGAGCAACAUCCACCUCAUCCCCUAUAUUAUCCACACCGUGCUCUACGUCCUCAACACUACAAGAGCUACAUCCAGGGAGGAGAAGAACCUGCAGACUUUCCAGGAGCAGCCUUGUGAAAAAUGGGUGGAGAGCUCAUAUGAGGUAGAAGGACCACACUACUUCACCAUCUUAGCCAUGCACAUCAUGCCGCCUGAACGUUGGAGGACCUCACGGAUAUAUUUCUUACGAAGACUUCUCAUCGCCGCACACGCCCGCAAGAUCUCAACAGUUUCCAUCACGAAGCUCACAGAUAAAUCACCAAAGGAGUUUGCGGUCUAUCGCUCUCCGCUCCUCUUCUGGGGUCUGGUGGAUCUCGUCUAUGAUGUGUUCAGGAAAGUGCCCACCAGUAACACAGAGGGCGGCUGGUCCUUCUCACUGGCUGAAUAUAUCCGUCACAAUGACAUGCCCAUCUACGAUGCGUCGGAGCGUGUGCUCAGGGCCUUCCAGGACGAACUCAUGCCCGCUGAGUCCCUCUCAGAGUUCUUUGAUGUAGUAGGUCUCCUCUCUGAUGUCGUGGACCCGGACCUGUUCCUGCGAGACUUGUUGAACUCUUUGCCCUGAUGAUGAUGACGAAGCUUUGCCUCACUCUCCUUACAAAAAUAAAAAGCAUCAGGAUUCCUCCCGACUGGGGGGGGGACAUUCUUUUAUGCACACACACAUACACACUUCCUCCUUAUGUGACAUCAUCAGAUUAACCUUAAACAGAAGCCGUGUGUGUGUAAUCUCAUAAAAUAUCAAAUCUAAUCCACGGCUGCAGCGCCUUUGUUCAUAUUAAACACGAUGAACAACCAGACGGGAAACUCAGAAACAGAAUUCAUACGUUGCUGCUUUUGUGCCGUUUAAUGCAAAAAAAAAAAAAAAAAAACAUAACCCAAGAGAAAGCUUCUGCUUCUUCUUCUCCUUCUCCUCCUCCUCAGGGGAACAUGUGAUCAUGGGCAAACCAGAAAAUAAUUUCUGGUUCAUGACUUCAGCGCCAAAACAGAAAUUGCUAAAAUUUUACAAUUUAGUCUUUAAAGGAUGUGGUGGAUUGUCAGAGAAUGUUUGCAUUAUUUGUAAAAAUCAAAAUAAAUAUAUAUAGACUCAUGAGAUGAUCCUGUUGGUCAGAGAAAAUUUGUGAAUUCUGUUUUUGGAAGGUUUUUUGUUUGUUUGUUUUUUUUUUGUUUUGUUUUUUUUAUUGUCCUUCCAGCCUCCUCAGUGUUUGCUGUUUUGUUAAAAUCACUGACCUGCUUUUGAAUUUGAGCAGCCACACAAAAAGAGCAACGUUUGAUUUCAUCUUUUUACUUUUGGAUCAGGGCCUUUUUACAUGGUGAAGGAUUUUUUUUUUUCUUUUCUUUUCAUGUUUUAGGUUCGAACUGGAAUUUGAGUGAUGGAGAGACUUUGUUUUUGUGUGUGUAUAUUUUCAAAGUUUCUUUUGCCAACUGCAAAAGCAUGAAGUUAAGUAAGGAUGAAUAAAGUGAUUUUUUUUUUUUCUUUUUCUUUGGGGGGGGGGGUGCGAGGCCAUGCCUUGGUGAUGGAGUAAAUUUUGGGCUUGUGAAUCGACCUGUUGGUUGCUUUGAAGUACCAGAACUGUCUAAAUUAACAUUAAAAUACCUUUAAACACUUUUUGGGCUUCAGUUGUUGGGGGAGUUGAAAGCAUACCUGGACAGGUCUCUAUCUCUGAAUAUAACGUGAUGCCAUGAAAGUGUUGUGGAGAGCUGAAUGCUUUGUGUGGACUCCGCCCACUUUACUGUGACUCCGCCUGUUCCCGCUGCUGCUGUGUUCAACUGUUGCUGAAUGUCUGCUUUUUGAACUUUAGCCAGUGAUUAAUAAAGCCGUGAUAACUCACCCA
Thalassophryne amazonica is the source of this 16744-nucleotide messenger RNA. It is a transcript of the gene ubr4, whose product is annotated as ubiquitin protein ligase E3 component n-recognin 4. The record is from RefSeq and is a predicted model, not a curated record. NCBI's taxonomy places the organism in Eukaryota, Metazoa, Chordata, Actinopteri, Batrachoidiformes, Batrachoididae. Gene Ontology annotation, molecular function: protein binding; zinc ion binding.